Esox lucius (northern pike) is the source of this 978-nucleotide messenger RNA. RefSeq names its product extensin-like. Lineage: Eukaryota; Metazoa; Chordata; Actinopteri; Esociformes; Esocidae. Bases 1 to 978 code for a protein of 325 amino acids. The transcript is spliced from 2 exons. The record is from RefSeq and is a predicted model, not a curated record.
AUGGUUACAGGAGCACUGUGCACCAUCUCUCCCUGUACACCACCAUCCCUCCCAACCCCAACCACCAUCCCUCCAAGCCCCUACCACCAUCCCACCCAGCCUCCUCCACCAUCCCACCCAGCUCCCACCACCAUCCCUCCCAGCCCCUACCACCAUCCCACCCAGCCUCCACCACCAUCCCACCCAGCCUCCACCACCAUCCCACCCAGCCCCCACCACCAUCCCACCCAGCCCCCACCACCAUCCCACCCAGCCUCCACCACCAUCCCUCCCAGCCCCUACCACCAUCCCACCCAGCCCCCACCACCAUCCCACCCAGCCUCCAACACCCACUUUCCAGCCUCCUCCACCAUCCCACCCAGCCCCAACCACUAUCCCACCCAGCCCCCACCACCAUCCCACCCAGCCUCCACCACCCACCUUCCAGCCCCCACCACCAUCCCACCCAGCCCCCACCACCAUCCCUCCCAGCCCCUACCACCAUCCCACCCAGCCCCCUCCACCAUCCCACCCAGCCCCCACCACCAUCCCACCCAGCCUCCACCACCCACCUUCCAGCCCCCUCCACCAUCCCACCCAGCCACCACCAUCCCACCCAGCCCCUACCACCAUCCCACCCAGCCCCCAACACCAUCCCACCCAGCCUCCACCAUCCACCUUCCAGCCACCUCCACCAAGCCACCCAUCCCCCACCACCAUCCCUCCCAGCCCCCACCACCAUCCCACCCAGCCCCCACCACCAUCCCUCCCACCCCCCACCUCCCAUCUCCCUUCUCUCUCCAGGUCCCCAGCCGGCAGGCUCACUCAGAGUAUGAGCACAAGGGCAGCCGUCAGCACUCUGAAGUGCCACAAACAUUUUCCCAAGGCGGUGUGAAUGAGAUCAUUGUCCUUCACCGUAACGCUGCAAGUGGAAGAGGACAGGAGGGAACGGGAGGGACGCGAGGAGAAGUGAGUCGAGAGAGGAGCAAGGAGGGGUAG